AGGACCUGGAAGGUGCCUGGCAGUUGGCGAUUAGACCUGGUCACAGAUUCAGGGAGCUUGUUCGUGGCGGUGGUGAUGGUGUUGGGGAAAUGGAGAGGGAGAGGCAAGGAAGCUGAGGAACAGAUCGAAUCAAUAAUCACCAAAAAGGUGCAUCCCAGAGAAGAACCCAUCUCAGAUGAUUUCAGAUCCUAAAUCCUGACAGAGCUUUAUGGAGCCCAGUCCUUGCAGGCUCCCUGAACUUGAAGCCGCCAGACCCCACAUGGAAGCAAGGGCCUCAUGUCCAGCUGCUGCACCCUUGGUGGAGAGACAGUUCCAUGUUCUUGUGGGUGUCACUGGGAGUGUUGCAGCUCUGAAGUUGCCUCUUCUGGUGUCAAGGCUUUUGGACAUUCCUGGCCUGGAAGUAGCAGUAGUGACAACUGAGAGAGCCAAACAUUUCUACACUCCCCAGGAUGUUCCUGUCACCCUCUACAGCGAUGCUGAUGAAUGGGAGAUGUGGAAACGCCGAUCUGAUCCAGUUCUCCACAUUGACCUGCGGAAGUGGGCAGAUCUGAUGCUGGUGGCCCCUCUUGAUGCCAAUACUCUGGGGAAGGUGGCUAGUGGCAUCUGUGACAACUUGCUUACCUGUGUCAUCCGGGCCUGGGACCGCAGCAAGCCUCUGCUCUUCUGCCCAGCGAUGAACACCGCCAUGUGGGAGCACCCCAUCACUGCUCAGCAGGUGGGCCAGCUCAGGGCCUUCGGCUAUGUUGAGAUUCCCUGUGUGGCCAAGAAGCUGGUGUGUGGAGACCAAGGUCUGGGGGCCAUGGCUGAGGUGGGCACCAUUGUGGACAAAGUGAAAGAGAUUCUCUCCCUGCACGGUGGCUUCCAGCAGAGUUGAACCCAGGAUUUCUGUCGUGUGUGUCCCUCUGCACUCAGCGUGUUUUCAGGCCAAGUUGGUGAAGAAGAUGGAUGUUGGCAAAAUAUGAUGAAGAGUCCUGCAUUUGCUGAGUAGGGGUCCAGCCUGGGCCUGCUCUGGAGCCUCCGGAGGGGUCUGACUUGCCCCAGGUUAAACUAGACCAAAGGCCCAGGUCUCAAUUCCUUCCCACUUAGAAGACACUCACUUUCUGGAGCCCCUCCCCACCUUGUCCUGGGAUGGGCAUAGCAAGCAAGAGGAGCAAGCUGCUGUAUUGUCCCUGUGCUCUGGGAGAGGGACCGAGGAGUGACUGAAAAACCUUGAUUCUACGUUGUGCCCAAGAGCUGCUUUUAGAAACAGCCAAAGCUGAAGAUCCCCAGCAUGGUGGGCCCCUGGCCAGGCCUUUGGAGCUUCAGCUCCUUGGUAGGGUGCCCAAGUACCACGCAGAGUCAGGGAAGCCUGUGAGUUGGCAAGUCCCUGAGAUUCCCCAGAGACCAUGCCGUGAGAUCAGGGGUACUGGAGAAUAAAGUGACCAUUUAGGAGACUCUGUCCUUCCUUUAUAGCCCCUCUGUGGUCUCAGAGAUUGGAGGCAUUGCUAGGUAUGGCUGGGGAAGGGUCUGGGCUGAUGACUGACUGGCACUCCUUAGUCCCCAUAUCAUGUGGUGGUUAAGGCCAAAGGACUCUGAAGCCAGACAGCCCCUAGUUCAAGUCCCAGCUCUGCCACAUACUAGCAGUGGGACCUUGGCUCAGAGCUCAGCCUUUCAGACCCUCACUUUCCUCAUAUGUGUUAUCAUCCAACUCUCAUGGAGUGUUGAAAGGAUUAACACCCCACUGAGUGCCUCGAUGUCAAAUAAACAGAAGUUAAAGCUAGAUAUGUAUACAUACCAGUGAGCUUUCUCAACAUUUACUGAAAUAGACUGUCUCAUUUUAGGAAAAAUAAAAUCCUGACCCUAGCUGAUGUGGCCUUUAUGCAAGUGAUAGGUGCCCAGCCAGCAACGUUGGAAUCUGCCCUAGAACCCAGGCCCCUUGCUUCCUGGUGUUGUCCUCAGCAGCUUUGCUGUGCCUGAGAUGGGGCCUGGGUGUCUGUCUCUCCCCUCCCCCCAUGUGAACUGGGGAAGUAGAUUCCAGAGAGACACGUGCUCUGUCCUAGAAACCCUCCACUGCCCUGCCUUUGACCCAGUUGCUGUUUGGUGGCUGCGGUGGGGAGGGGCUUCUUUGCUUGUUUGGUGCUGAGGUUGAAGCUGGCUUCCUGCCCUCCUGCCUUCUGGGCCAGGGGUGAGUGGGCACCCCAUGCAUACCUGUGGACCACUGAGGGUAGAGGUGCCUUUGAGGGGCACCAGGAAGCCUGCUUGCUGGAACCUAGGUCUCCAGCAGCCUCCAAGAGCCUUUAUCUCUACAGCACUUGACUUAAUCAAAUGAUCCUUUGGGAUAAAAUAGCCUUAGGUCACUAAAGAAAAUAUAGCUAAAAUAGUAGCAUCAAGAACCAACCUCUUUGGCUGGUUGGGGGUCAGGCAUGGGGAGGGCCUGGUAACUGAAAUCCAGAGACAAUCCCAAAGUUCCAUUUAAAUGGUUUCCAGCUUCCCUCCUCGUGUCCACAUCACCCUUCCUCUCAGCAAACUGCUAGUGAAUGGUGAGGCUUUCCAGUGUUCACAGAAAGUGCUACCAUUUACUGAGUGUUUAUCGUGUGCAAGGCUCUGUGCUGGGCACCUUAGGGAAGACAGUUGCUCGGGAGACCUGCUACAAAAUACCUGGUUUAAAAGGCCACAGAGGCAGAC
Equus quagga is the source of this 2664-nucleotide messenger RNA. RefSeq names its product phosphopantothenoylcysteine decarboxylase. Gene Ontology annotation, cellular component: phosphopantothenoylcysteine decarboxylase complex. The record is from RefSeq and is a predicted model, not a curated record. The transcript has 6 exons. Bases 209 to 874 code for a protein of 221 amino acids. Gene Ontology annotation, molecular function: FMN binding; phosphopantothenoylcysteine decarboxylase activity. Lineage: Eukaryota; Metazoa; Chordata; Mammalia; Perissodactyla; Equidae. Gene Ontology annotation, biological process: coenzyme A biosynthetic process.